AUGUCGAAUUCAACGGCAGCCGAGGUCCUCACUCGAAAACCUGAGAACAUCGCCGUGUAUACCAACCCCCAGCAUGAGCUGUACGUCAAACAAAUCGGCACGCCAAUCCCAAAGGAAGGAGAGUGCCUCGUCCACGUGCGGGCAACAGGAAUCUGUGGCUCUGAUGUUCAUUUCUGGAAGGCCGGUCACAUUGGCGAGAUGGUUGUAACGGGUGAGAAUGGCCUUGGUCACGAGAGCGCAGGGGUGGUGGUCGCAGUCGGUGACAAGGUCAACAAGUUCAAGGUUGGCGAUAGAGUGGUACUGGAGUGCGGCGUUCCAUGUAUGAAAGCGACAUGCUUCUUUUGUCGAACGGGCAAGUACAACGCAUGCCCGGAUGUUGUUUUCUACUCGACGCCCCCUUAUCAUGGGACUUUGACACGCUAUCACGUUCAUCCAGAAGACUGGCUGCACAGAAUUCCCGAUACGAUCUCGUAUGAGGAAGGGUCUCUUCUUGAGCCGCUCUCUGUGGCUUUGACCGGGAUCGAGCGGUCUGGUGUACGUUUAGGAGAUCCGGUUGUCAUAUGUGGCUCUGGGCCGAUCGGCAUUGUCACCUUGCUGGCUGCCAGCGCCGCGGGUGCGAAUCCAAUCGUCAUCACGGACAUCAACAAAACCAGGCUGCAGGUUGCGAAGAAGGUUAUUCCUAGAGUCCGGACUGUGCUCGUUACCCCGGGAAAAGAACCACAAGCAAUCGCCCAAGAAGUUAAGAGCGCUCUAGGCCAAGAAGCCAAGUUAGUGCUUGAGUGUACUGGUGUUGAGUCGAGCGUUAUCACUGGCAUCUACUCUUGUCAAUUCGGCGGUAUGGUCUUCGUUAUUGGAUGCGGUAAGGACUUUGCAACGAUUCCAUUUAUGUACAUGGCCGGAAAGGAGAUUGAUUUGCGAUUCCAAUUCCGCUACCGCGAUAUCUAUCCUCGAGCCAUCGGCCUUGUCGCAGAAGGUAUCAUUGACCUCAAGCCUCUGGUGACGCACAGAUUCACGCUUGAAGAGGGAGAGAAGGCCUUCCUUGUAGCUUCAGAUCCAAGUGCUCUGGCCUUGAAGGUGCAAGUCAUUGAUGACUGA
Messenger RNA from Colletotrichum spaethianum, 1095 nucleotides. RefSeq names its product L-arabinitol 4-dehydrogenase. Gene Ontology annotation, biological process: D-sorbitol catabolic process. The transcript is spliced from 2 exons. The record is from RefSeq and is a predicted model, not a curated record. The coding region runs from base 1 to 1095 and encodes 364 amino acids. Gene Ontology annotation, molecular function: L-iditol 2-dehydrogenase (NAD+) activity; zinc ion binding. Lineage: Eukaryota; Fungi; Ascomycota; Sordariomycetes; Glomerellales; Glomerellaceae.